AUGAGAAAAUUUGUUUCACGCUCUCCAAUUACCAAUGAAGUGUUAAAAAGUUUUGAUUUUGUUACUGACUCUUAAGUGAAGAACUAAAUAUAGUUGGCUAAGAAGGGUUUUGAUACUCAUAAAAAGUUAAAUUUUAAGUAGAGGUCUGAAAAAUUGAUGAAUUUGAGCUAAUUAAUAACCACAAAUGCAGAAAAAUAUGCUGAAUUAAUUACAACAGAAAUUGGUAAACCGAUCACUUAAUCUUUAGGAGAAGUAAAAAAAUCUGCUGCUCACUGCCGUUAUUACGCUGAAAAUUUAGAAAAAAUACUUAAAAUUGAAAGAGUAAAAACAGAGGCUAGAAAAUCAUAUGUUAUCCACGAACCUUUAGGAACUAUUUAUCAAAUAUCCCCUUUUAAUUUCCCUUUUUGGUUAGUGUUUAAAGGAGUAAUUCCCAUUAUGUCUUCAGGUAAUGGUGUUUUAGCAAGAACUUCUGACUCUACUCCAUUAGUAGGAUUAGCAGUAGAAGAGUUAUUUAGAGAAGCAGGUUUUGAUAGUAAUGAAUUUUAAAAUAUUUUUUCAAGUCCUGAAUAGCUUGAGAAUAUCUGUGAAUCUAAAUUUAUUCAUGGAGUUUCUUUUACAGGAAGCACUUAAGCUGGUUCUAAAAUUGCUUAAGUUGCUGGAAAAUAUUUGAAGAAAUCAAUAAUGGAAUUGGGUGGUAGUGAUCCUUUCAUUGUUUGCUUUGAUGCUGAUUUAGAUUUAGCAGUAGAAUUAGCUGUUAAGAGUCGUAUUGCAAAUGCAGGUCAGGUUUGUAUUUCUGCUAAAAGAUUUAUAAUAUCUGACAUUAUAUAUGAUAAAUUUGUUGAAAAGUUGACUAAGAGAGUUCAAAAUAUUAAAAUUGGUGAUCCUUUCAACCCUUAAAUAGAAUUAGGUCCUCUUGCUAGAAGUGAUUUACUUAUUAAUUUAUAGAAAUAAAUUGAAUAAAGUGUUUAGUAAGGAGGUAAAUUAUUAUAUGGAGGUGAUAGAGCUAUUAUCCAUGGUUUAGAAAAGGGUAAUUUUAUAAAACCAGCUAUCGUUGAAGUAAAUUAGGAAAAUAUUCUUGCUUAAUAAGAAACGUUUGGACCUGUAUUUGCUUUAUUAAGAUUCAAAAAGGAAAAUGAAGUUGUGUAGAUUGCAAAUAAUAGCUUGUAUGGAUUAGGUGGCACAAUUAUUAGUAAAGAUAUUGAUAGAGCUGAAGAAUUAGCCAAGCAAAUAGAAACUGGAUCUGUUUUCAUAAACGAAAUGAAUAAAACAGAUUCUAGAUUACCAAGCGGAGGAUGCAAAUUAAGUGGAUAUGGAAGAGAGUGUUCUCAUUUUGGUACAUAUGAAUUCACAAACAUCAAAACAAUUUGGAUUUCUUGA
Tetrahymena thermophila SB210 is the source of this 1377-nucleotide messenger RNA. RefSeq names its product NAD-dependent succinate-semialdehyde dehydrogenase. The record is from RefSeq and is a predicted model, not a curated record. NCBI's taxonomy places the organism in Eukaryota, Ciliophora, Oligohymenophorea, Hymenostomatida, Tetrahymenidae. The transcript is spliced from 3 exons. Gene Ontology annotation, molecular function: succinate-semialdehyde dehydrogenase (NAD+) activity.